AUGAUAACGUUUGGUGGCAGCGGCGCCAAGCGCGGAUUGGCUGCCGGUGCCAGCACUGGCAGCGUGGCCAAGAGACCGAUGGGCGGCCUGCUUGCCGGCCGAGAAGGACUUAAAGCAGUGAGCGCCAGGCCAGGAGGCGAUAGCGCUGCAGCUUCUCAGCCACCAAAGGUGGUAUACAUCCCCAAGGCGCAGAGGGAGAAGCGGCUGGAAGAGGAGGCGAAGAAGGCAGAGGACGAGAUGCGUCAACGCGAGGAAGCGAUAAAAAAGGUGCGAAUGGAGUACAUAAAGCAGGCAGAAUCGAACAGAGAGUCUGAGCGCCGGGAUAGGCACAAACGCAGGGAAAUAGAGCGCAUACGAGAAGGGGAGAACAAGCCUAAACACGAGGCCGGUGAAGGGGCUCAAUCGCAAACGAACGCGCAUAAUCUAGCAAACAGCGACCUGGCGGGGCUCAACUUGCUCUCCUUGCCAGAGGCAGAAGUCAGGCCGCGACUCAUCGAAAAGGAGUUAGAGCAAAUUCGGCAACAUUACCUGGGAAUCAGACAGGAGAAGAAGAAAGUCAAAAAGCCCUCGGAGAAAUUCAAAACCGUCUUUAACUUCGAAUGGGACAAUUCAGAGGACACAUCAGUGAACGAUAACAAUCCCAUCUACCAAAACAGGCCGGAGCCCCAGCUGCUGUUCGGCAGAGGGUGCAGGGCAGGCAUAGAUGUGGUGGAGCAGCGGAAGGGCAGCAAUUUCUAUGACGAGCUAUCCAGACGCCGCGGCGCGAGUGGUACGGGCAGUGACUCAGGACGUUCAGUGUCGCUCUCUGUGCAUUCAGCCGACCGGACUGUGCGGUCUAGGGUAUCGAAGGGUGGACUAGACGACGCAGACACAAGAGAUCAGGAAGCUAUCGACUCACAUUGGUCGUCCAAGACGCGCGAACAAAUGACAGAUCGCGACUGGCGCAUUGUCCGUGAAGACUUUGACAUAUCUGUCAAGGGUAGCCGCGUGCCGCCUCCGAUACGCACGUGGUCGGAAUCUGAUCUCCCCUGGGAAAUUUUGCAGGCGAUCAAGAAGGCGGGAUUCUCCUCGCCGACGCCGAUCCAAAUGCAGGCCAUACCCGUCGGGCUGCAGAUGAGAGACCUCAUAGGCAUUGCGGAGACGGGUUCCGGGAAAACGCUCGCGUUUGUGCUCCCGAUGAUUACGUACGUUAAAUCAUUGCCGUUGCUGAAUGAGGAAACGGCGCGAGAUGGGCCGUAUUCGCUAACCAUGGCGCCUACCCGAGAAUUGGCGCAGCAAAUACACCAGGAGACCGUUAAGUUCUCCGCGCUCUGCAAAACCCGCGCGGUGCUGGUAGUGGGAGGGCACAGCAUCGAGCAGCAGGGGUUCGAAUUGCGCAACGGGGCGGAGAUUAUCAUCGGCACUCCCGGGCGCAUCAAGGACUGCCUAGACAGGUCAUACACAGUGCUAUCGCAAUGCAACUACGUUAUUCUCGACGAGGCGGAUCGUAUGAUCGACAUGGGUUUCGAGGACAUCGUAAACGAGAUCCUUGAUUGCAUACCAACGUCCAACCUCAAGGACUACGACGAGGACGUUGCCCUCCAAGAGGAACUGAAGACCAAGGCGGGUUACCGCAGGUACCGCAUCACGCAGAUGUUCUCAGCCACCAUGCCUCCCGCUGUGGAGAAACUGACCAAAAAGUACCUCAGGUCGCCAGUAUUCGUGGCUAUUGGUGACAUUGGCAGCGGUAAAAAGUCAAUCACGCAGCGACUCGAGUUUGUAACCGAAGCGCGCAAAAAACAAAAACUGGAAGACAUUCUAGAGGGGCUGGAAGGACCAAUCAUAGUGUUCGUCAACAUGAAGAAGGUCGCCGAUGUGGUGGCCAGGCACAUUGUUAACAUGGGCUACAGGGCGAUAGCGCUGCACGGAGGCAAGAACCAGGACAUCCGUGAAGGCGCGAUCGAAAGCUUCAAAUCGGGGGAGUACGACAUACUGGUGGCAACGGACGUCAUCGGCCGUGGCCUCGACGUCAAAGGCGUGACUGCAGUUAUCAACUUUGACAUGCCCAAGGACAUACAGACGUACACGCACAGAAUAGGGCGCACCGGUAGGGCCGGGGCUAAGGGGUUGGCAAUCUCGCUUGUCACCGAUGACGACUCGGCCAUAUUCUACGACCUCAAGCAGCAGUUGAUCACCACGGAGAACAACGUGCCGCCGGAACUGGAACAACACCCGGCAACCAACACGAAGCCAGCGACGGCGAAUCAACCUCCAACGGACUGA
Molecule: messenger RNA, 2262 nt
Organism: Babesia bigemina
Lineage: Eukaryota; Apicomplexa; Aconoidasida; Piroplasmida; Babesiidae
Product: DEAD box RNA helicase, putative
Exons: 6
Coding region: 1-2262 (753 amino acids)
Biological process (GO): mRNA splicing, via spliceosome
Cellular component (GO): catalytic step 2 spliceosome
Molecular function (GO): RNA binding; ATP binding; RNA helicase activity
Source: RefSeq, a predicted model, not a curated record